AAAAGAUAAUUGAAACCAACCUUAAGCUCCUUUUAUCCUCAGUCUAAAGGUAGCACCGAUUAUUGCUAACUUAAGCAUCGGAGUGUCUACCCCGAGUUUCACCUCGGGGCUUUGCAGGUCAAUCCGAAGUGCAGACGCGGACUGAAGAAGGACUUCUAGUUUGGUGCAAUUACAUUUGGCGCCGUUUGUGGGAAUCCGAACUGAAAGCUCUCUUGUUGCUCUCUCAUAAUGGUUAACACUCAAUCAGUCCAAGCUGGAAAUCCAUCUCAGCCUUUUGGACAAGGUCAACUUCCUAACAACCUCCCACCUCAGCUUCCACCUCUGAUUCCAAAUAUGUUUCCUCCUGUUGAUCAUGCAGAAGGAGGAGAUGAAAACCAACCUCACAACUCAGCUUCCACCGCCAACCAAGACGUAGUUACAACUCAGCUUGCUGCCAUGCAACAACAGUUUGGUGUUUUUCAGUUAGUAUUGGCUCAGCUCUUAGCUCGGAACAACCCUGGUGAUCCCCUCAUCAAUUUACUCAACCCUGCUCCACAACCCCGCUCCACAACCCUUAGCUCCACAUCUCACAUAACACCAGCUCAACAACCCCUCCCUGAUGAUGUCACUCGACGUCUGGACAGCUUAGAAAAAUUGGUAGCUGAACAGCGAGGUGCCCCACCUCCACACCAUACUGCUGACCAUAUACCCCAUCCUCUGAACACCAACAUCACAUUGGAACCCUAUCCUGUUGGCUUUAAAAUACCUCAGCUUGAGACUUAUGAUGGGACAAAGGAUCCCGAUGAUCACUUACAUGCUUUCUACUCUUGUAUCCUACCUCCGAGGUCAAUCAGCUCUUAUACAGAAAUGACGUCUGCUUUUGCCACAAAGUUUUCCAGUAGAAGGUUGAUCAGGAAAACUACUUCUGAGCUGAUGCGAGUUAAACAAAGGUAUGGAGAAUCUUUGAAGAAUUACAUGAGCAAAUUCAAUGAUGCAGUGCUGGAAGUUAGCUCCUUCGACCAAGCUGUGGGAAUUGCAGCUGUGAUUUCAAGUCUUAACCAUGAGAGAUUCAGAGAUAGUUUGAUCAAGCAUCCUGCCACAACCUUUAACGAGCCAACUCCUUCUAAGAACCAAAACCCAGACUGGAGAGAUGAGAAUCAGAGUAGGAAACGGAUGAGGAUAGCACAGAACCGAGGUCCGAUGUCGACCUCCACACCAAGAUUCGGAAGGCUGAACUCAGCACCUCCACAACAAUCUGUAGUUCGGUUUCUGGUGGUCAAGAUGCCUUCCUCUUUCAACGUUGUCAUUGGCCGGCCCACAUUAACAGAGAUCCGAGCUAUGGUCUCUCAAUCUCAUCUCUGCAUGAAAUUUCCAACCCCCAUGGGAAUUGCAACACUCAGAGUCCCGAUAGCUCUUGAGGACAAAGAAAAAACCUCGUUCUAUGCCGGAGACGAAAUCUAUUGCUACGUGAUGAUGCCCUUCGGCUUAAAGAACGCAGGUGCCACUUACCAGAAGAUGGUUACCAUCGUAUUUCGAGCUCAAAUAGGCCAGAAUCUGGAAGUCUAUGUUGAUGAUAUCGUGGUAAAGAGUUUGAAAGCUGAAGAUCAUUUAACUAACCUCGAUGAGAUAUUCAACAAUCUCAAAAAGAAUAGAAUGAGGUUGAAUCUAGCAAAAUGCAUCUUCGGUGUGGAGUUUGGAAAAUUUCUAGGCUUCAUGGUGUCCAGAAGGGGGAUUGAGGUUAAUCCCGAGAAGAUCAAAGCAAUGGCUGAGAUGGAAUCACCGAAGUCAGUAAAAGACGCUAAUGACGGAGAAAUCCUUUACUUGUGCCUCGAUAUAUCAGAUGAAGCUAUCAGUUUUGUGCUAGUAAGAGAAGAAGGAAAGCAACAGAAACCAGUUUAUUAUAUUAGCAGUGUAUUACAUGGAGCUGAAAUCAGAUAUUUUAUUGUCGAGAAAGCAGCCUUAGCAGUUGUCACCUCGGCUAGAAAACUGAGACCAUAUUUCCAAUCACAUCCAAUCAUAGUCCUCACAGACCAACCCCUCAGGCAAAUUUUACAAAAGCCAGAAUGCUCAGGAAGAUUGAUCAAAUGGGCAGUUGAACUGGGAGAAUUUGAGAUAACAUUUCAGCAGAGGUCAGCAAUUCGAGCUCAAGCUCUUGCAGAUUUCAUAGUAGAAUGCACCUCGGCUCACUUUGAUUCCCAGUCCAAGCUGGACAGUUGGAUUCUGUAUGUUGAUGGAGCAUCAAGUAACAAAAGUUCUGGUGUUGGUGCAAUCCUACUUGGUCCAGAUGGGUACCGAAGUGAACAUGCUCUGAAAUUCAAUUUUGAUGCCAUCAACAAUAUGGCUGAAUAUGAGGCUCUGUUACUUGGCUUACAAUUGCCAGCAGAAGAGCUCACUAAUCUGGUAGCACCUUGGCCAUUUUCUCAGUGGGGACUUGAUCUCUUAGGUCCAUUUAUGAAGGGGGUAGGAGGCAUAACCCAUCUGAUUGUUGGUGUGGAUUAUUUUACGAAAUGGGUUGAAGCUCGGCUAUUAUCUAGUCUUACCUCUAAGAAGGUCGAAUAUUUUGUUUUCAGCUCAAUCAUCUGCAGAUAUGGGAUCCUAAAUCAGAUUGUAGCUGAUAAUGGAACUCAGUUCAACUGCUUCUCAUUCAGGGAUUUUUGCUCCAGUUAUGGGAUCAAGUUACAGUUCACCUCAGUGUACCACCUGGAGUCUAAUGGGAUGGUAGAAUCUGUCAACAAAGUUAUACUUGAGGGGAUAAAACCAAGAGAAGAAGCACGGCUUCGAACUCUAGUUUACAAGCAAAAAUUAGCCAACUUCUACAACAAACGAGUUCAACCCCGAACAUUCAAAGUAGGAGACCUUGUUCUCAAGAAAGCUGGUCUAACGGGAUUUGAAACUCGAUUUGGAAAGUUAACACCAAACUGGGAAGGCCCCUACACUGUAGCCGAAGUGCCGCACCUAGGUGCUUAUAUCCUACGGGACACUGAAGGCAAAAGGGUUCCUAGAGUCUGGAAUGUCAAUAACUUGAAGAAGUUUUACUCUCAAUACACUUCUUUCAAGUGAACUUUGUAUUAUUUUUAUAAUUGUCAUUACUCUCUCCCUUUUUGCUCAAUCUAAUGUAUAUACGAGCUCAAUUCAUUUAUCUCAUUAAUGAGUUUCACUUCACAUUUGAAGUGAUUCAGUUCUUUCUACUCUUCUGUACAUUGGAAGUAAAUUUCACUUAUAUCC
Molecule: messenger RNA, 3204 nt
Organism: Rubroshorea leprosula
Lineage: Eukaryota; Viridiplantae; Streptophyta; Magnoliopsida; Malvales; Dipterocarpaceae
Source: the annotation of a GenBank genome assembly